GGAAAUGCGUUGAGAUGGGAGCUCCGAUUCGGCAGACCACUCAAAACUCUCCAGAAACCCCAAAAGACACAAAAAAGGAAAACCUUCUCCACAAGCUGCGUCGGCUCGUCAGCUCAAUGAGAUCAUCAAUGGGGACAUCAACGUCAAAAGAGGUUACGCCGGCAAAGGCCGAACAGCAGGUGCCUCCCGUUGACGAGGAGGAGGAUGAGCCGGAUGAGUGGGACAAGCGGAUAUUCAGCACCGGCUGUGCUGAUGAAAAUGCAAAAAUGACCGACUGCUAUUACGAGACGAAGGACUGGAGGGCUUGUAAGAAGGAGAUGGAGAGGUUUCGAGAGUGUUGGAAAGCGCAGGGGAACGACAAACGCACCAGCACAAAAGAUGCGUAAAUUCAAGCCCGUAACUGAUCUGUAUCAUCAUCAAGCAUGUACCAGUAUUGAUUAGGUCGGGGUUCAUAAACUGAGAACCUAACGCCAAAUCCUAUUCUAAAUAAAUGUCAAUUUUUUAGGCGGCGUCUCUCGAGUAAAAAAUUACAUGUU
Chaetomium fimeti is the source of this 536-nucleotide messenger RNA. RefSeq lists its product as uncharacterized. Lineage: Eukaryota; Fungi; Ascomycota; Sordariomycetes; Sordariales; Chaetomiaceae. Bases 15 to 386 code for a protein of 123 amino acids. Gene Ontology annotation, cellular component: mitochondrial intermembrane space. Gene Ontology annotation, biological process: mitochondrial respiratory chain complex IV assembly. The record is from RefSeq and is a predicted model, not a curated record. The transcript is spliced from 4 exons.